This is a messenger RNA of Micropterus salmoides (largemouth bass), 2839 nucleotides long. RefSeq names its product polypyrimidine tract-binding protein 1-like. NCBI's taxonomy places the organism in Eukaryota, Metazoa, Chordata, Actinopteri, Centrarchiformes, Centrarchidae. Gene Ontology annotation, cellular component: nucleus. The record is from RefSeq and is a predicted model, not a curated record. Gene Ontology annotation, biological process: regulation of cell differentiation; regulation of RNA splicing; mRNA processing. The transcript has 14 exons. Gene Ontology annotation, molecular function: mRNA binding. Bases 4 to 1932 code for a protein of 642 amino acids.
AAUAUGAGCGCUGUCAUGGUAACCAGGUUGCAGACCCGGACCCGGUCUGGACCCGGUCUGGACCCGGACUGGACCCGGUCUGGACCCGGACUGGACGACGCCCAGAGAGAACCGUGGUCUCGUCCUCAGAGACGAUCUUUGAUCUCUGCGCUCUCAGCUCUUUGUUGUUGCCCUGCCUGUCCAACCGGCCAAUCAGCAGCCGGAUCCGCUCCGGAACGCCUACAAAUAUUCCCAACUGUCCAAUCAGAGCGCCCCGUCCCGGCGGGCGCCAUUUUGUCGGCUUGUGGCCCCGGAGGUGUCCCGCUGUCCGCUGGCUGGAACCUGUUGCUCCGUAGUUCCGUGUUGUGCAAUGGACGGAGAGGAUCUGACGAGCUUUUCUCCAGCGUCUCCAACGGCCCGUUUAUCAUGAGCACCACAGCCAAUGGGAACGACAGUAAGAAAUUCAAAGGGGACAUAAGAGGUCCCGGCGUGCCGUCCAGGGUCAUCCACAUCCGCAAGCUUCCCCUCGACAUCUCGGAGGCCGAGGUCAUCAGCCUGGGGCUGCCCUUCGGAGACGUCACCAACCUGCUGAUGCUCAAAGCCAAGAACCAGGCCUUCUUAGAGAUGAACUCAGAGGAAGCGGCUCAGAACAUGGUGGGUUAUUACUCCACAGUGAUGCCCGUCAUCAGGCACCAACCGGUCUAUGUCCAGUUCUCCAACCACAAGGAGCUGAAGACCGACAACUCCCCCAAUCAGGAGAGGGCCCAGGCGGCUCUUCGGGCCCUCAAUACGUCUCAUGUGGAUGCGGCUGUGCCGGCCCCGAGUUCGGUUCUGAGGGUGGUGGUGGAGAACCUGGUCUACCCCGUCUCCCUGGACGCCCUCUGCCAGAUCUUCGGCAAGUUCGGCACGGUGCUGAGGAUCAUCGUCUUCACCAAGAACAGCCAGUUCCAGGCUCUGCUGCAGUAUCCAGACGGGGCGUCCGCCCAGGCCGCCAAACUGUCUCUGGACGGGCAGAACAUCUAUAACGGCUGCUGCACUCUGAGGAUCAGCUUCUCCAAACUCAGCAGCCUCAACGUCAAAUACAACAACGAGAAGAGCCGCGACUUCACCAGACCUGACCUUCCCUCUGGAGACAGCCAGCCCACCAUGGAGCACCAGGCCAUGGCUGCAGCCUUCAGUCCAGGUAUCAUCUCAGCCUCUCCGUACGCCGGAGCCACCCACGCCUUCCCACCGACCUUCACCCUCCAACCUGCAAUGUCCUUCCCCUAUCCAGGCCUGACGGUCCCCACUCUGCCCGGAGGCCUGGCCUCUCUGUCCCUCCCCGGGGCCACCAGGCUGGGAUUCCCCCACCUCCCCGCUGGAGUCUGUGUCCUACUGAUCAGCAACCUGAACCCCGAGAGAGUUACGCCCCACUGCCUCUUUAUUCUCUUCGGUGUUUACGGCGACGUGAUGAGAGUGAAGAUCCUGUUCAACAAGAAGGAGAACGCUCUGGUUCAGAUGUCUGACAGCACACAGGCUCAGCUAGCCAUGAGUCACCUGAGCGGCCAGCAGCUGCACGGGAAGUCUCUGCGCAUCACGCUGUCCAAACACACCAGCGUCCAGCUUCCCCGUGAAGGCCACGAGGACCAGGGCCUGACCAAAGACUACAGCAACUCCCCCCUGCACCGCUUCAAGAAGCCCGGCUCCAAAAACUACUCCAACAUCUUCCCUCCUUCUGCCACCUUACACCUCUCCAACAUCCCCCCGUCUGUGGUGGAGGACGACCUGAAGAUGCUGUUCUCCAGCUCAGGAGCCACGGUCAAGGCCUUCAAGUUCUUCCAGAAGGACCACAAGAUGGCUCUGAUCCAGAUGGGCUCAGUGGAGGAGGCCAUCGAGUCCCUCAUCGAGUUCCACAACCACGACCUGGGCGAGAACCACCACCUACGGGUCUCCUUCUCCAAGUCCUCCAUCUGAGCCUCAGACUUCACCGUCUGAAUCCUCCUCGCUCGCCUGAGAGCGGACUUGGUGUCCACUACACUCCCAUCAUUCCAGUCUGCAGAAACCGCCGUGAAGUCUGGUGUGAUGUUAAAUUAUUUUUUAAAACAUGUUUUAUUCUCUGCCUUCGAGGAGCAUCAGGGUCAUUUAAAGAAACCGAGUUCUGAGUGUCAGGAUUUUAAGAAUGAAUCAAGAACUGACUGACGCUUCAGACUCGUUUCUCUGUGCUCCUGAUCCUCGUCUCUGAAGUUUCCCCCUUUUUGAAGUAACGUCUUUAAAACACGACAGCGUUUGGGAAGUCACGGAUUAGCUCCCGAGCGGUCGGAUGUUUGGCCUUCAGAUGAUCCCCGUGCCUUAUUCCUGGAGUCGUGUAACACAAAUCUCCCAUCAUGCCUCUGUAAAUUGGCAAAGAGCAGGUUUACAGUUGCUGAGCUGUAUUGCAGAUAUAUCCGUGUUUUGUACUGCUGGUUAGCGUCAGACGUGUGAACGGUUUCAGCGCUCUGCUGGGUCUUCACUCGUAGAUUCUCUCUUCUGUUCCUUUUUGAUUUCUUUAUUUCCAUGUAUACAAUCGAGUUUUAUUCAAAUCAGAUUAUCGUAGCAAUAUUUUAAUCAUUCCUUUUUAUUUGUUGGGUUUUUUGGUGUGUUGGCGGUUCCUCUCGCUGCUCCGCCGCCUUCGACGAACCGCUCUGUUACUCGCGUCUUCUUGUGAAUCACGUGUCUCGUCCGUCGCCGCUCUCAACGGUUUUAUUUAUAAGUUUGUGAUCCACUACAGCUGAAACCAAAAACGGCCUUCUAGAUGCAAACAAAUCCGCCUGCCUCAGGUUUGUGGUUUUAAGGACUUAAAAGACAAAAGACCUGGUUCAGGCUUUGUUGGUGUUUUCCUGUG